GAACUUAGAAAACGAAACCGGACGGUAUGGAGUCUGUUUUCAUUUUGUGUAUUGUGGAUGCUCUGGUUUUCUUAUAAACAGACUGUUACUGGUGGGAAGUACUACUGCUGCAGCCUGCAGUAAGAUUUGAUGAUGUGGGAUUCUCCCAAGAACUUUGUGAUGUGGAUAAUCAAACGCACCUGCCACACACCAUUAUGACCUACUCUGCAGUGCUGUGACCUUGGAGUUAUAUUUCAUUUGAGGUGUGAAGGGGGGAAUCUUCCCUUUCAUGGGUAUGAUGCCAAUAGCCCCCAAAUAUAGAUGGCUUUCAGUCACCAGAAAAGUUUGGAAAUUCAGUUGUUCACAAUGUUUGCUUGUGAUAUCUGUGGAGAAGAUGGGCUCACCGAGCCAGAAAUGAAGACACACCUUUUAAUCGCCCAUUUAGCGACUGAGCCUUCCUGUCCAUUUUGUAGUCUGUCUGGAGUAACGUACGAUGAACUGACUUUUCAUGUUAAUACUGCUCAUGCAGAAGUAAAUGGAGAACAUAAUGAAAUGAAUGAGAAUUCUGGUCAGAUGAAUGCAAGACAUGAAAAAAAAUCAAACUUGAAAAAUAGCAUCAGCAGUCCUAAGAGCAAAGAUGCUGAGACAAAGUAUGAACUUCCCAUUAGUCCUGCUUCCAAAAGACCAUCUGCAGAACGUCAAAGCUUAGCAGCGAUUGAAAAUAAUUAUGAGAAACUGCACAGCAGGACUAAGAUACAUAGUGAGAAAUGCAUUCCUUGUCUAAAUGGCAGUAAUAGCCCUGAUAUGCAUUUUAAUGCUUCUGAAACGAAAAUACAAGCUGUUCUUUACAGCAUACCUGAAUGUCCAUUUUGUGGUCAAACAGGUGCAUCAGAAGAUCUUGAAGAGCAUUUAAAACAAAAACAUGCUAAUCUUUUAGAAACCCCAACAAAAGGUAAUUCGACAGAGAAGUUGUAUGAAUGUCCUAUGUGCAGCUUAAUCUGUGCAAACUGUCAGAUUCUUCAGGAACAUGUUGAGCUACAUUUACAGGAAAAUGCCUUUGGAGAAGAGCAUAGUCAGGCUGACCAAGAAGUUGCUAAAAUGCUUCAGGAAGAGGAGGAGCAAUAUGCAAGGUCUGAACAAGCAGUGCAGGAGAAGGAAGAAUUUCAAAAACUGAAGGUAUUCUAAGAUCUUUGUAUGAAUUUUAUCAGAGAGAUAACAGAAAUAUUGUUUACGUAUGGUUAAGUUGUGAAACGGACCACUUCCAUGCAUCAGUGGGAGACAAAGGAUGGGGCUGCGGUUACAGGAAUUUUCAGAUGAUGUUAUCUUCACUUUCACGGUUAGAUGCAUACAAAGACUGUUUGAAAGACCAUCUUAUAAUACCUUGUAUUCCAAAAAUCCAGUCUAUGAUUGAGGCUGCUUGGAAAAAUGGAUAUGAUCCUCAGGGAGCUUCACAUUUUGGUGGAAAACUGCAGAAUACAAAGGCCUGGAUUGGAGCUUCUGAUAUUUAUAUCCUUCUGACCUUCCUUGGGCUGAAAUGUCGAAUUGUAGAUUUUCAUCAACCUACUGGACCUUCAGGUACACAUCCUCGUUUAUUUGAGUGGGUAAAACGUUACUAUGCUUCAGGAAAUGAAGGAGCACAUUUACCACAGAAAGUUUUCUGGACACAUAAGCCUCCAAUUUAUCUUCAGCAUCAAGGCCAUAGUCGUACUGUCAUUGGGCUUGAAGAAAGGAUGGAUGGAUCACUUUGCCUUUUGAUUUUUGAUCCUGGUUGUAUGGCCCAUGAAAUGAAUAAACUGCUGAGUCGAGAUGCCACUAGUUUCAAUCUCAAAAUAAUUCGGAGGUUCCUUGGCAGCUUGAAAUACAAACAAUAUCAAACAGUGGUAGUUGAGGGCAUUCUUUCAUCAGAAGAAAAAAAUGUUUGCCAGCAGGCUUCCAAGGUAUUAGUAGCGGAGAAGAUUCCAUGAAGAGUUCAUUUGAUGCGAUUACUUUUGAAAUAAGACUGUUUGAAUCAUUUCCUUAAUAAGAUAAUAAAGAGGAAAUGUAAAGUCCUGUAAUGUCUUUAUGUACAUAAUGAAAGUUUGUAAUAAAAUUUUAUAUAUUUUC
Messenger RNA from Protopterus annectens (West African lungfish), 2082 nucleotides. It is a transcript of the gene ZUP1, whose product is annotated as zinc finger containing ubiquitin peptidase 1. The record is from RefSeq and is a predicted model, not a curated record. NCBI's taxonomy places the organism in Eukaryota, Metazoa, Chordata, Ceratodontiformes, Protopteridae.